Molecule: messenger RNA, 7297 nt
Organism: Thrips palmi
Lineage: Eukaryota; Metazoa; Arthropoda; Insecta; Thysanoptera; Thripidae
Gene: obe
Product: activating signal cointegrator 1 complex subunit 3
Exons: 28
Coding region: 157-6801 (2214 amino acids)
Molecular function (GO): ATP hydrolysis activity; ATP binding; nucleic acid binding
Source: RefSeq, a predicted model, not a curated record
CUGAUUUCCAAGCUCUCGUGUUUCUGUUAACUAAAAAGGGGAGGGAGGGAAAUCCCCGAGCAAACCCAAUGCUGCCACCUGCCACAGUCUGUAGUUUACUUUUCAUAACAUCACAAACUUUACCGGAGUUGGAGUUUACGUCUUCGGGAAGAAAGAAUGGCGGGGGCUGUGCUGCUACCGCGCAUGACGCGGUCCCUGCGAGCCUUCACACAGCUGGAACCUCCUCGGGACCUCACUCCGGGCCCAGAUGAUUUUGAAUGGCAGACUCAGUGGAAUAAAGAACAACUGAACAAGGGCGUGUCUUGGUCAGACAUACAAACAAUUAUUGUAAAUGACACCUCAACCAAUUCAGAGGUCCAAAAAUGUGUCCAGAAACUUCGUUCCCUAUGUGGGAAGUUUAUGGCAGACCAAAGCAAAUCUGUGAUAGACGAUACUUGUCAAUUUGUCCUGCUCCUAUUCCUUACGGAUAAUAGAGUUGUUAGCCAGAAACAGUUACACAGUCUUAGAGGCAUGUUUGGUAAUAUGUCUAACAAUGCAGCUGACUCCUUACGAAAGACUGUUCAAGAGAUACUUGAUGAACUUUCAUAUGGAGCAAUUGAGAAGCUCCACAGUCUACUCUCAACGCAGGAGUCACCUCAGGCUGAUUUAUUUUCAGCAACCAUUAGCUGCGCAUUUAGCUCACACAUAAAAUAUGUCCCUCAAAAACCUUGGGAACCAGAUACAAGUGCACUAGCAGAUUUAACUGAUGACGUUGCCACUGGUGGUGAAUCUGUAGCAGCAAAAGAAUUUACCAUGAGAUACGAUGUUUCAACUGCUGCUCCGGGAGCAUCAUCUAACCGAGGCAUGAAGAAAGGCCUGUAUGGAAUGUCUUGGAUGGAAAGUGAAGUUAGAAAAUAUUAUGCUGACUCAAAUCCCUGUGGUUUGUCCUGUAAAGAAUUUUGUGAGUCAGUCAUCACACUAUUGAAGUCAGAGAGAGGAAACGAUGCAUUGCAAAAUGAGCUCUUUGAUCUCAUGGGCUUUGAUCGAUUCGAGCUCAUCCAGACAUUUUUAGAACACCGCAAGGACAUUGUUCAAGGUGUGAACCUUGAAAUAGAAAAGAAAAAUCUUUCCACUAAAGCAGGUAAUAUAUCUGCUGCCAUUGAAAAUGCUCGAGCACCCUCAUUUGGUUGCCAAGUGGUAGUCCAAUCUCAGAUGGAAAAGCAACUUCAGAAAAUGGCCCGGAAAGAAGAGAAACGAAUUCACAAAGUCCUAGGCAAACUAGACUUAGAUGAAGAAGAGGAGGCUGAGUUCAAUCCGAUUGAAUUGCGAGCCAAACGACAAGCUGCUCUAAAAGCUGCUGCUGCAAUGCCAGUUUUGAACAAGGAACCAAUGCGACAGGCUCUCCAGCCUCGUCCUAACUACCCCAAUGUAUAUGACUCUCAAAGUAAUGCACAGCAAGCCUCUGGUUUCAUAUCUGGGACAAAAAUGAUGCUCCCUGAAGGAGUAAUACGCCAUGAUAAGAAGUCUUAUGAAGAAGUUAACAUUCCAGUAGCUGAGCCAGCACCUGUUAAUGUCGGCAAUGAGAGGGUAGCAAUUUCCACACUUGAUGAGAUUGGUCAAAUGGCAUUUCAAGGUGUCAAGACCCUGAACCGAAUUCAGUCUGUUGUUUUUAACAUGGCAUACCACAGUAAUGAGAAUUUGCUCAUUUGUGCUCCAACUGGUGCUGGCAAGACCAACGUUGCCAUGCUUACUGUAGUGCAUCAAAUACGUCAGCACAUUGAACAGGGGGUCAUUAUGAAUGAUCAAUUUAAGAUUGUGUAUGUUGCACCUAUGAAAGCUUUAGCAGCUGAAAUGACUGCCAAUUUUGGAAAGCGCUUAAGUCCACUAGGUGUGUCAGUUCGAGAGCUGACAGGUGAUAUGCAACUCACAAAGUCUGAAAUAAUGAAAACCCAGAUGUUAGUAACAACCCCUGAAAAGUGGGAUGUUGUGACUCGAAAGGGAACUGGUGAUGUAGCACUAACUAAUUUGGUGAAGCUCUUGAUCAUUGAUGAAGUUCACUUACUGCAUGGAGAUCGUGGUCCUGUUGUUGAAGCACUUGUUGCCAGAACUUUACGCCAAGUGGAGAGCUCCCAAAAGAUGAUAAGAAUUGUGGGUUUGUCUGCAACUCUUCCAAACUACAUAGACGUUGCACGCUUUCUAAGAGUAAACCCUUAUGCUGGAUUGUUCUUCUUUGACUCUCGUUUCCGCCCGGUGCCGCUAAGCCAAACUUUUAUUGGAGUGAAAGCGGUAAAACCACUUGUUCAGAUGCAAGAAAUGGACAAUGUCUGCUAUGAAAAGGUUGUUGAUCUGGUGCAAAAGGGACAUCAAGUUAUGGUUUUUGUCCAUGCUCGCAAUGCAACUGUACGCACAGCCAAUGUUUUGAAAGAAAUGGCAUCCCAAAAGGGACAAUUAAAGCUCUUCCAAGUAGAAGAGUGUAGUGCACUUGGACAAGCAAGAAAUGCUUUGAGCCGAUCUCGCAAUAAACACCUUGGAGAAUUGUUCCAAUGUGGAUUUUCUGUCCAUCAUGCGGGAAUGCUACGAUCUGACCGCUCAAUUGUUGAGAAGUAUUUUGGUGAAGGCCUCAUUAAAGUGUUGUGUUGUACUUCAACAUUGGCUUGGGGUGUGAACUUACCUGCACAUGGAGUUGUAAUCCGUGGCACUGAAAUUUAUGAUGCCAAGCAUGGUUCAUUUGUUGAUUUGGGAAUCUUAGAUGUUCUUCAGAUAUUUGGUCGUGCUGGACGUCCACAAUUUGACAAAUCUGGAACUGGAAUUAUCAUAACUUCACAUGACAAGCUUAGUCACUAUUUAUCCCUGUUAACCAAUCAGUUUCCUAUUGAGAGUAACUUCAUUAAAUUUCUUGCUGACAAUCUUAAUGCAGAAGUCACUCUUGGAACCAUCAGCAAUAUAGAUGAAGCUGUUGAGUGGUUGAGCUACACCUAUCUUUUUGUCAGAAUGAGAAUUAAUCCUCAAGUGUAUGGUUUGAACUAUCAAGAUGUCAUUAAUGACCCUUCCCUUGAAGAAAAAAGAAGGGAUUUAAUCAAAACAGCAGCAAAAGCUCUUGACAAGGCAAGAAUGUUGAGCUACAAUGAGAGGACUGGAGAUCUCCGCGUGACAGAUAUGGGGCGUACAGCUAGCCACUUUUAUGUCAAGUAUGACACUGUGGAGGUAUUUAAUGAAAUGAUGAAACCAGUAAUGAACGAGGCAGAAAUUCUUGCAAUGAUUUCUCACUCUCAGGAGUUUGAACAGCUCAAGGUGAGAGAUGAUGAACUGGAUGAAUUAGAUACACUGACAGCAGAUUGCUGUUAUGUCCCAGUGUCAGGGGGAUGUGAAAAUCUGCAUGGCAAAGUAAACAUUUUACUUCAGACAUACCUUUCGAGAGGACGUAUCAACAGUUUUUCUCUGAUGUCAGAUCAGGCUUAUGUGUCACAGAAUGCAGUGCGUAUUGCCCGUGCACUUUUUGAUGUGGUCAUUAAGAAGAACAAUCCCAUAAUGGCAGGACGCUUCUUAAUGAUGAGUAAAAUGUUUGAGCUUCAGCUUUGGGAUUUUCAAAGUCCAAUGAGGCAGUUCCAAAUCAUCACUCCAGAACUGCAGGAAAAGCUUGAAGACAGAAAGCUCUCUGUUGAGAAACUCAGAGAUAUGGAUGCUAAGGAAAUCGGAUCCUUCUUACGACAUCCUAAGAUGGGAGUUGUUGUUAAACGCUGUGCUGAAGAGUUCCCCUUGGUUGACAUGAGUGCCUCCCUCCAUCCUAUUACCCGUACAGUCCUUCGCAUUAGAUUGAAGAUUAAAGCAAAUUUCAGGUGGAAUGAUAAGGUUCAUGGCAAAACAUCAGAGGCAUUCUGGGUGUGGGUGGAGGAUCCAGACAGUAACCACAUGUAUCACUAUGAAUAUUUCCUGUUGACCAAGAAACAGGUGUGUCACAGAGAGGAACAGGAACUUGUCAUGACAAUACCUUUGAUAGACCCCCUUCCCCCUCAAUAUUAUGUCAGAGCUACUAGUGACCGAUGGCUUGGUUCUCAAUCCUAUUUAGAACUUUCCUUCCGUCAUCUUAUUCGGCCUGAAAGUCAUCCUCCACACACAGAUCUCUUGGAAUUGCAACCCCUGCCAGUGACUGCACUAAAUGAAACUCAGUUUGAAUUAUUGUACAAGUUUUCCCACUUCAAUCCCAUUCAAACCCAGAUAUUCCAUUGUCUGUAUCACACAGACAACAAUGUUCUUCUCGGGGCACCGACAGGGUCUGGAAAAACAAUUGCUGCAGAGAUUGCAAUGUUUAGGGUUUUUAAGCAGUAUCCUGGAAGAAAAGUGGUUUACAUUGCUCCUCUCAAAGCCUUGGUUCGGGAACGCAUUGGAGACUGGAAAAUACGAUUGGAACAGAAGCUGAACAAGAAAGUUGUAGAGCUGACAGGAGAUGUGUCUCCUGAUGUGAGAGCCAUUAUUGCUGCGGAUGUUAUUGUGACCACCCCUGAAAAGUGGGAUGGAAUAUCUCGUUCUUGGCAAACAAGGAAUUAUGUGCGUGAUGUUGCUCUUAUUGUUAUUGAUGAAAUCCAUCUCUUGGGUGAGGACCGUGGGCCUGUGCUGGAAGUCAUUGUGUCUCGAACAAACUUUAUUGCUUCACACACAACAAAAUCUCUGCGCAUUAUUGGACUUUCCACUGCCCUUGCUAAUGCACGAGAUCUUGCUAAUUGGUUGGGAAUUGGUGAGAUGGGUUUGUACAAUUUCCGCCCGUCUGUUCGGCCUGUUCCAUUAGAAGUUCACAUUGCUGGCUUCCCUGGCAAACAUUAUUGCCCCAGAAUGGCAACAAUGAACCGACCAACAUUCCAGGCGAUUCGACAACAUUCCCCAUGUCAGCCAGUGUUGGUGUUCGUCUCCUCAAGAAGACAGACUCGGCUCACAGCACUGGAUCUGAUUGCUUACCUUGCUGGAGAAGAUGACCAAAAGCAAUGGAUGCACACUGAUGAGCAAGAAAUGGAACAGAUAAUUUCUGGAAUCAAAGAUUCAAAUUUGAAGCUAACCCUGGCCUUUGGCAUUGGCAUCCACCAUGCUGGUCUCCAGGACAGAGACCGUAGAACUGUUGAGGAAUUAUUUGUUAAUCGCAAAAUCCAGGUUUUGAUUGCUACUGCAACUUUAGCAUGGGGUGUGAAUUUCCCUGCUCACAUGGUGGUUGUGAAAGGGACAGAGUACUAUGAUGGCAAGACGCGCCGUUAUGUAGACAUGCCCAUUACUGAUGUGUUGCAAAUGAUGGGCCGAGCAGGGCGACCUCAGCAUGACGACCAGGGUGUUGCUGUUGUACUGGUACAUGAUGUCAAGAAAAACUUCUACAAGAAAUUCCUUUAUGAACCUUUCCCAGUUGAAUCUUCCUUGCUUGCUGUUCUUCCUGAUCACUUGAAUGCUGAAGUUGUUGCGGGAACGAUUCGAUCUCGUCAAGAUGCAUUAGACUACCUGACAUGGACCUACUUCUUCCGAAGGCUACUUCAAAACCCUUCGUAUUACAAUCUUGAGUCUCUGGAGCCACAGGAUGUGAAUCACUAUUUGUCAACUUUGAUUGAAAAGGCAUUCAGAGAUUUGGGUAUUGCUGGUUGUAUCAAGAUGGACUAUGAAGAUGAAAGAAGUGUCUUGACAACUUCAUUUGGUCGUAUUGCUUCAUUCUACUAUUUAUCACAUCAAACAAUGAUGCACUUCAGCAAUGCUCUUAGAUCUGAUCUGUCUGAUGAAGAAGUGCUGAAGGCGUUGUGUGAUGUCCAUGAAUACUAUGAGCUCCCAGUCCGCCACAAUGAAGACUUAAUGAAUGCAGAUCUAGCCAAAGAUUGCCCUAUACCUGUGGAUUCAAUGAACAUGGACUCCCCUCAUGUAAAGGCUAAUUUAUUGCUGCAAGCGCAUUUCAGUCGUCUGCCCUUGCCCUGUGCUGAUUAUUUAACAGAUUUAAAAUCAGUUUUAGACCAAGCCAUUCGUAUCCUGCAAGCUAUGAUUGAUGUUUGUGCAGAGAGUGCAUGGUUGGCUACAACACUGCGUGCCCAACAGCUGUUGCAGCAAGUGGUUCAGGGUGCUUGGGCCAACAAAUCACCUCUCCUGACACUUCCAUUUUUUGAGCCACAGCACAUGUACCUGUUUGCCAAAGUUGAUGACCCAGCCCUUGCAACACUCCCUGGUUUAAAAGAAGCCUGUUUCAACAAUUAUGAAAAACUGGCUUCAAUUCUUCGGGGAGACUUUGAUGAUGGAGAAAUUGAGCAGAUACAUAAAGUGUUAUGUGAAAUGCCUACAGUCAAUGUGAAUGUAAGCAUUCGGGGCUGGUGGGAUGGCAGCAGUCAAGAUGAGGAAGCCGAAAGAAAGAUUAAGAUUCCAGCUGAUCGGGAAUCUUGGGUGGAAGUACAUGCUGAACAGGAAUACACAUUGGUGGUUAAUAUGCAUCGUCUGAACCAUUCUCGUGAGUUAAAGGCCCAUGCUCCCAAGUUUUCUCGAUCCAAAGAUGAAGGUUGGUUCUUGACUCUGGGCUCUGUGGAUGAUAACGAGCUCUUGGCUCUCAAGAGAGUGAGUGGAGUCCGAGGAAGAUCCUUGCAGCAGCUGUCAUUUUUCACCCCAUCAAAGCCAGGUCGUAUAAUUCUCACUUUAUACUUGAUGUCUGAUUCUUACCUGGGACUAGACCAACAGUAUGACAUAUACUUGGAUGUGAUUCCUUCCAAUUUCAAGUGUCAGAUCAACACUGAUCUUGCUGGACUAUCUAUAGAAUCGCUGGACAGCAUAGAACCUCAUGAAGAGACUGGUAAUGAAGAUGUCUCCCAAAAGUGGUGAUAAUGAAGCAGUUGUGCUUUUACUUUACUGUGAUUAUUGCAGGAAAAGUCAUGCCAAUGUAUUGAAGAUUUUAUUCUUCCUGUCUGUGAUACAUGACCCUGUGAUUUUGGAGAAGAAAGUUAAAUCAUAACUUUCCUUCUGCUCUUUCACACUAAUGACAUAUUCAGAAAUGGUUUCUUUGCUUUCUUGAGAACUGAAUGGUUUCAAGGCAUAAACCCAGUAAUAAGUGAAUUUAUUUAUUUUUCUCGUGUUAAAUGUAUUUGAAAACAUUGUUUUGAUGAAAAUGUACUGAAACAAAACCUGUUUUUUUCAUACUUAAUAUUUUUUUAAACCCUGAACAUGGCCACUAAAAAGGUGUUGUCCGGUACUUUUUCUUUGACUUCUUUAAAUUUAUAAUUUUUGUAUUGUUGUAUUUGUGGAAGCAUAUCUGUUUUCCUCUAUCCCACUGAUUGUCGGUGAAGUCUUGUUUCAAAAAUAAAAAAAUGCAUCAGUAAAA